Molecule: messenger RNA, 2889 nt
Organism: Symbiodinium pilosum
Lineage: Eukaryota; Dinophyceae; Suessiales; Symbiodiniaceae
Source: the annotation of a GenBank genome assembly
AUGGAAUGCAUCUCAGGAGCUGAAGGAGGCGCUUGGCGAGGGCGUCCUGCAAGAGCUGCUUGGUCGGGCUGCCGCGUCCAAUGUCUAAAGCAUGGCCCAAGCUUCGUCUCGACAGGCUUUCUGCAAAAGCAAAAGCCCACGGCUACGCCUAGUGAGGCAGGUCAAAAGGUGGAUUUCGAUGCUGAUGGGAUCAACGAUGGAUCGAAGGAGGCCCGGAAGAAGGCCCACCAGAUCAUUCUGAAACAUCUUGGUAGUUUCAUCAACACAGAAACGGUCGAAUCUGACGGCUCUCGGUCGAUCCGAGUUUGGAUGCGUGAGGCAGAGAGAAAGGCCAAAGCUCCUGCAGCAACGUCCGACAGCUCCCACGGCAAAGGAGCCAAAAAAGGAAAGGGAAAAGGUGGUAAAGGCAAAGGCAAAAACAGCAAAGGGAAGAACAAUAAGAGUGAAGGCCAGACAUCCGUGGAAACGCAGUCGAGCUUUGGCACCAUGAGACGGGAGGGCUGGCCAAAAGAUCGGCCAGACUACCUCUACUUCCGUCUGCACAAAGAGAACUGCGACACGGGCGAGGCAGUUUCUUCCAUCGCCCGUUGCGUUGGGAGAUCUGCGAAGCAGUUUACAAUUGCCGGCACGAAGGACCGACGCGCCAUCACUGUACAGCAGAUUUGUGCGCACCGCCUUCCCAUGGACCAGCUGCGCCGCAGCGUGCUUCACAGGCUUUGGGACAAGCGUGUGCGCAUCUCUGACUUGGAGUACCGGAAAGAGCGCUUGAGACUAGGACAGCUCCGUGGCAACCGCUUCAAGGUGGUUCUGCAAAAGGUGCCGCUUAACGACUUGAAGGCGAGUACAUCCGAGGGGUGCAGUGAAGAUAGCCAAUCAUCCAGUCAUGUCAGCAGUGCGAUGACCACCGCACGGCAAGGCUUUUUGAAUUACUACGGCCUUCAGCGAUUUGGAACUCGCCAGGUCAGGACUCACACGGUUGGUGCUGCAAUCAUAGCCGGUGAGUGGCAGAAGGCAGUCCGACUAAUUCUUGGCGAGGCAGAGGGUAAGCCCUUUGAGGUGGCCGGAACUCUCGGUAAGCGUGCGGGUGAGGAAGUAUCCUCACCACCUUCCAAGAGGAGAUGCCUUGAUUCUGAAGAGGACAAGGCGGAGAAGGACGAAAGCAUGGGGGGAGAAAAUGCGGAGGGAGCGCAGAGGCAUGAGAAAGAGGACACGCAGAAGGUGAAAGGCAAAGGCGCAGGUAAGGGCAAGCAGGGGGCCGUCCUGCAAGCACAGCGGCUCUUUCUGGAGGAUGGAGACGCGCAGCGCGCGCUUGAAGUCAUGCGACGGGGUCAGCAUUUGGAACGUUGUCUGCUUGGUGCCCUCGCUCGUGGACUCUCCUUUGUAGAUGCCCUCAGCCAGUUGCCUCACCAAGCAGUCUCGCUCUACGCCCAUGCCGCUCAAAGCUUGCUGUGGAACGCCGUCCUCUCCAGGAGGAUUCAUGACUUUGGGCGAGCACCUCGCGCAGGUGACUUGGUCCUCUUGAACUCGGACGGUUGCAAGGGGAGUUGCCUGGAUGCACCAACCGAACUGGACAACGAAGAAAGCCUGUUCGACGAUGCCGGAGGACAAGAAUGCGAGGAGGUCGCAGAUUUGAGGGAAGACGGCGGUCAGGAGACCCAUAGUCUACCAAGCGUGCGAGCACUCGCUUGUGAGGAUGCCCAAGCCGCACAGUUUACGGAUGUCGUGCUUCCUUUGCCCGGCUCUGAUGUUGUUUACCCUGAGUACCUCCAGAAGGUGUAUGAGGAUCUCUCUAUGAGUUUAUUGGGGCUAUCCCUGAAUGACUUUGCUUCCAGCAAGCUCGUUCCGUUGAAGGGCUCGUAUCGCCAUGCAGCAGUCUGCCCAGAAAGUCUCGAGUGGCGGAUCGUUCUCCCGGAGGAACUCCAAUCAACAGCAGCAUUGAUUGACAGCGAUGUGGCCAAGCUCAUGCGGAACCGACCUGUGAACGUGGAGUUGAGCGAAGGAGGAAGCAUGGCCGGUGUGCCGAAGGAGGCUUCAGAUCAGUGCACAGCAGGCACAGGAGCAGUGCUUUUCAGCUGCGUGCUUCCGCCGUCCUCGUAUCUGCGCGAAGCACAGCGUGACGAUGUUCUUGAGGGAGGUCACGAAGCAAACAACCGCCCAAUCAGCGGCAUUCAUCAUAACUUGCUAGCCUAUCUUGAAAGUCGUAAGAGAUUGCGUCGCCGGACCAGCCUGUGGGAGACUAAGCGAGCGGAUGUCCAAGAGAUGCUCCUACACAAUUACAGACGAGCGAUGCAGAAGGAGCUGGCUGCAGGACUUUCUUCCGUACGGCAGAUUGUCAGGGAAGAGCUGGAUCGUGAGCCUGACGGCGAAUCUGAGGCAGAUGGAGAGUCUGAAGAUGGAGAAGAGUCAGAAGAGUGGAAGCUCAUCAUUUGUGUCCGCCAUGAUCUCAACAUGUCGAUCGGCAAGGUUGCUGCUCAGGUGGGCCAUGCAGUGCACCACUCUGUGACACAUUCGAGGUGGCGAGAUCUGAAGGAUUGGGAAGAGUCAGGAUCAAAGAAGGUGACCUUGAAGACCGAAAGUGAAGCUGAAUUGCAGGAGCUUCUGCAAAAAGCAAGGUCGCAGGGGCUGCUGGCCGAGACCAUUCAGGAUGCCGGCCACACGGAGGUGGAGCCCGGUACUACGACGGUUCUAGCAAUUGGGCCAGCCCCGGCAAGGCGAUUAGACACCGUGACCGGCCAUUUGAAGCCGCUGCCGGACAGGGCCCAGCAAAUGGAGAAACAGCACAAGAAGCUUUUGGAGCGUGCAGAGCGAUUGCAGAAAGAAUUGGAUGAGGAGAGAAGGAAGCAGAAGAAAGUGAUGAAGCAGCUUACAGCAUUCCGGCAAUACCUUUGA